Styela clava is the source of this 2057-nucleotide messenger RNA. RefSeq names its product transmembrane protein 242-like. The record is from RefSeq and is a predicted model, not a curated record. NCBI's taxonomy places the organism in Eukaryota, Metazoa, Chordata, Ascidiacea, Stolidobranchia, Styelidae.
UUCUGUAAUAAUUGAUUCAAAGAAAUUAACCAUUCUGGAGUGUUGGGUGAUAGUUAUGUUGAUUUAUUAGCAAUUUGUAAUGUGGGUACAUGUUGAAUAUAAUAGACUUAUCAGGCUUAAAAAUGUAUUUUUCUUUGGAAUGUUUUCUCUUUCCAUCCUUUGUUCUAUAUAUAUUUAACAACAUCCUCUAGAAUAAGUCUGGCAUAGUAAAAUUUCAUAAUUUUCUGCAUAUCUGUCAGUGGAAUGACAUUUAGAGUGGCAUCAUUCGCUAGUUCAUAUGAUUCUAUUAUUUAUUGGUCCCAUAUUAUAAUUCCGGCUGCUUUACAAAAUUUCAUCUCCUGUACUUUAUUCUUUAUCAGAGAUUUCAUGAAAUUGACUUCGGGACAAUAAAAACCACUUCUACUAGCUCAUCCGUACUUAAUGUUGUUUAAAGCAUGUUGAUGCUGCCUAUCUAUCACCAAUCAAUCUCUUUUUUGUUUCUCUAGUUGUGCAUAGGCAUUUUAAAACUGCCAGCAUGCAAAUGAUUUUGAAUUAAUUUUUUUUUAAUUUAGAAAAAUCGUAUUGUACUCAAUGUAUUUUUCCUGUCUGGUGCUUGAAGUUAUUUUUUUUAUUUUUCAAUUGUUUUAUGAAUCUUUAUCAACUGGGGGAGUAUUUUUGGAAAAAUAUGCCGCAUGAGAAUAACCUGACUUGAAAUUUUGAGAUGGAAUACAUAUUUUCUACUUUAUCCCUGAAUUAUUGGAAAUCUGAUCCUUAACUGUUACUUGUAUAUUUUGUCCGUCAUUUCAAUUAUUUGAAACAGAAGUAAAAAGUAUAUAAUUCUGUUGACAUUUAACGUUUGUUCAAUUCUUUUUAGUUGAACAUGUAGAAGGUCCUUUACCGACCAAAGUUUCGCUAAUCGUGGGGCCUUUAAAACUAUUAUUGUAAAUAUAUAAUGAAUGAUUCCAAUGAUGAGCAACCAUCCAAUAAAGAUGACUCGAAAAAUUUCAAAACGAGAUUGCUAUUUUUUCUUGGAAUCACAACAAUGGGUGCCUUGGGUGGUUUUGGGGCAAUGCUAUCACGAACAGAACGACAAAAUCAGAAACUGAAACAAGGGCAACAAGUAGAUCCUGUUAUGACAGAAAACGGUAUAGCAUUAGCUCGAAAAGCACUUGGAAGAGCAACUUUGUACAGUGUUGGCGGAUUUUCACUGUUCUGUCUGGUUGUUUGGAAAAUGAUUGGUGCCAAAGAUUUUGAAGAAUUUCGAAUGAAACUAGGCAAUACUUUUCCGAAGAUACAUCGCCCUCGUGAACCAGAGGUUAUUGAUUGGGAUGAAAUUCUUUAUGGCAAAAGUGAAGACACGAAACCUGAAAAUGUAUCAGGAGAAUGAUGUGGUGACAGAUGUAAUUGAGUGUUGUACCGACGAUGAUGGCAGAGUUGAUUAAAUACUAAUAUAGCUUUGUCAGAUCAAAGUUCUUUCUGCUCAUUUAAGAGGAAUUGUGAAGUCAAACGUAACCGAUUUAUAAAUUAGCUUUGAACAUUUUUUUCAACUUCUUAAAAAAUUUGAUUGAAUUUCUGAACAUAUCUUUCUCUAAUUAUUGAGAUACAGUAUGUUAUCCUUCUGUUGACCGCUAAAACACCAGGAAAUAAUGAAAUCGCUUUUUCUCCGUGGGGGAUGUAUGGCCGAUUGCAUUGAUGUUAGAUCGUGGCCAAUGUCCAUCAAAUACUUAGAUUUCAUGGUACUGAGAAGUGCACUAUAGUCUGGCUAGAUAUGCCAUCAAUCGGGAGAUCGCGCCAACCACUGUACUAGUACACAACAGAAGGAAUUUGAAGAUUAGGUUAAAAUUUCCUUUAAAUAGGGCAAAGACGAGAUGGACAAAAAGUGUAAAAGUAGAAUGAAUAUAAGAUUUUUCAAAUCCAAUAGUAAACGGUGGCAUUCAAAAUUACAAGAAAAGUAUUGGAUAUACAUUUUCGCUGGUGGACAUUUAACUUGUGGAUAUUUGCCUUUCAGUUUCAAUACAUUUUCAUCCUCAGUCGUUUUCGCUCUCGAAUAUUUCUGUUUCAGACAAACUUUCAUUUUU